Messenger RNA from Ctenopharyngodon idella (grass carp), 1781 nucleotides. Its product is annotated as urokinase plasminogen activator surface receptor-like. Bases 182 to 856 code for a protein of 224 amino acids. The record is from RefSeq and is a predicted model, not a curated record. The transcript has 6 exons. NCBI's taxonomy places the organism in Eukaryota, Metazoa, Chordata, Actinopteri, Cypriniformes, Xenocyprididae.
UACUGUUGUAUUAAUGUGGAAUGAGAAUUCUGUACAGGAUGUAUAUUGCAGAGGUGUCCAAUCCGUUCAGCCCAAACACACCUGCCUGGAAGUUUCCAGUAAUCCUGAAGACCUUGAUUAGCUGGUUCAGGAUAUAAAAUGGGCACUGAAACACAUGAAUUCAUUCACCUCCUGAUCAAAGAUGGAUCUUCAAAUCUCAGUUCUUCUUCUGUUCAUUCUGUUCACUGGAGGACACUCUCUCAGAUGUUAUGAGUGCAUGAGUGUGACGGGUUCUUGUGCAGAUCAAACGGUACAAACAUGUCCCAGUGGAUAUUCUCAGUGCAUGAGUUCAACAGUAGUAACGCCAAUUGGAGACAAUACUACUGAAGUAAAGAUUAAAGGUUGUGCUCCAUCAUAUUCCUGUCUAUUCUCAAGCUACAGCACUGCAGAGGUCUCUGUUUCCUGCUGUAACACAGACCUUUGUAAUGCCAAAGAUGCAGAGCUUUCUGGAGGUUCCAGUUCUAAUGACGUCAAUGUCCCCAAUAUCCCCAACUUCCCCAAUAUCCCCAAUUUCCCCAGUGUCUCCAACGUCCCCAAUGGAAAGAAAUGUUACUAUUGUGUUGGGAACAGCUGCUCAAACAUAAUAGACUGUUCUGGGAGCGAAGACCACUGCAUUACAGCAACAGGGACUUAUGGAAGCCAGUCAGUUGUUGCAAAAAGCUGUGUGUCUAAAGCAGUUUGUGAUGCUGCAACAUCGGAUCCUAAUGUUCGGGGCAUCUCAUGUUGUGAGGGGAACCUGUGUAACGGUGCUCAGAGUGUCUCCCAGAGCUUCCUGUUCCUCUGCUGUUCUCUGCUCUCCUACUUCCUGCUGCACUGAAUCCAGCAGCUCCUCACAUCCUACAGUCAGACACACUGUACUGAAUAUAGAGCUUGUAUUUUCUAUGUACUGUCUUUGGUGUUCUGAUGUGAUGAACUGAAAAGUAUACUGGAAAUAGCAGGAAACGGUACAUCAUCAGCUUGUUUCUGGUUUAUAUUUAAUAAAGCUUGUCAAGUUGUAAAGAUAUCUGAUAUACUGCAGUAAAGUAAAAAUAAAUCGUUCAUUCUGCACUUGCAACAUCCUUUUGGAACUGUUAAAAAAAUGUAACCGUAUAUUUCAAUAAAGUGUCAAACUGCAUUUAGCAUCAUUUAUCAGCAGGUGGCAGCAGAUAAUAUUUUGUACCAAAAUAACACCCUUGCUUUCAGCUCAAUGCAUUUUUUUUUAAAUUGUGCUGUAUUGAUAUGCUGUCAUACGUACGGUGACCGGGAGAGGACAUGUUCGGUUCACUUAGUUUUGUCGUGGCCACAACAUGUUAACUCGUGGGAACGUGAUAAUAAGUCGUGGACACGAGAUCAUUUUGUCGAGGUAACGACAUUUGUCGAGGUAACUUUCUAUUGGCUUUUAUCCCAUCAUAAUGCCGUCCUUCAGUUGUCUUUUUCUUACUGUUACUAUUCCCAAAUUGAUGUAAGAUGUGUGUGCGUGCAUGUUAAUUAUGUAGAAUCUGUCUGUUGAUGGUAUUCAUGUAGGCUAUUUAAAAGAAAAGAAAAGAAAAGAACAUGUCGCUUCUUUCUGCAGAAAAACAGCAACGGGCUGAAUGAAAAUGUAAAAUGUGACUCUUCCAUCCAGGUAGUGGUAUUUGUUUUUAUUGUUAUUUUUAUUUUUUAUGCAUUCCAUUUUUAUUCUUACGUAUUUGUUUCCUUUUUAUGUAAAGCACUUUGAAUUACAAUUGUGUAUGAAAUGUGCUAAAUAAAAUUGCCUUGCCUAA